This is a messenger RNA of Rhizophagus irregularis DAOM 181602=DAOM 197198, 902 nucleotides long. The record is from RefSeq and is a predicted model, not a curated record. Lineage: Eukaryota; Fungi; Glomeromycota; Glomeromycetes; Glomerales; Glomeraceae.
UUUUUUUUUCUAAAAAAAAAAAAAAAAUGCCAGACGAAACAGAAGAGCCUUACAUUCCUCCUCCUAUUCUUAAACGGAAAGGUUUUGGAAAAGAAGGACGACCUAUUAAAGUGAAGGUCAAUAGUUUCGAAGUGACAACUAUCUCCAAAUACGAUAAAUUUCUUAAAUAUAACAUUGAGAUCGAUCCUGCUGAUAAGAAUAUUGAAGCUGUCGUCAAUCCCAUUUAUAAGAAUACUGAAGCUGCUGUCAAUCCCACUGAUAAGAAUAUUGAAAGUGCCAUCAAGCGUGAAAGAUCAGACUAUGGAAAGAAUAUUCGGCGCAGAGUUCUUAAAGAAAUUGGUCUCAAAUAUGAGGAUUGGUUUCAAGGCGUUGUUAUCGCAUAUGAUGGUGGUUCCUCUCUCUACACAACGGAUUAUCUGGGAUUUGAGGAUUUGAACGACUCAAAUCCUACCGUUAAGGAAGUAGAAAUUAAUAUUAAAGAUAUACAAAACAUUGAUGGAGAUUCUUCUCGAUACAAGGUAAAAAUUAACCGCUUAGACACCGUCAUCGAGUUAACUCAACUGGAGAAGUACAUUAAAGCAGAAGAGUUUGAGUGGGAAUUCUUCAGCGACGAAGCUUUUAACGUUCUCAACGCUCUAAUCCAUAAAGUAGGGACAGAAAGUGAACGUUACAUUCAAUCCGGCAAAAGUUCAAUCUAUGACAAAGGAAAAAAAAAAAUAAUUAAUGGUGGUGUCGAAUUGUGGGCUGGAUGGUUUUCAACUGUAAGACCAGGUCAAGGAAGCUUGUUUAUUAAUGUAAACCCUACAUUCACCACUUUUUAUCAACCAUUAAAUCUAGAUGAUUUUCUUCUCCAAUAUCUUUAUCCAAAAUUUCGAAACCUUCCUAGUUAUUUCAAUUUCCCG